Cydia splendana is the source of this 2796-nucleotide messenger RNA. RefSeq names its product cold shock domain-containing protein CG9705. Gene Ontology annotation, biological process: regulation of mRNA stability. The record is from RefSeq and is a predicted model, not a curated record. NCBI's taxonomy places the organism in Eukaryota, Metazoa, Arthropoda, Insecta, Lepidoptera, Tortricidae. The transcript is spliced from 3 exons. Gene Ontology annotation, molecular function: mRNA 3'-UTR binding. The coding region runs from base 108 to 494 and encodes 128 amino acids. Gene Ontology annotation, cellular component: cytoplasm.
UCCGGCCUUCGCUCGCAGUGCUCGCAGCCUACAUCGUAUAUGGACGCUAUUUGAUUUAUAUCCUUUCUUCGAUUCGAUUACUAUUGCAGUAUUAGUUUUCCGAAACCAUGUCUAACGACUACGGUUUCAACAGCGAUGACUCUCCUAACAAAACUAAUUCACACCUGCAACUUCCUAGUCCUAUUAUUACUCGCCGAAACCGGACCGCCUCUACAUCUGAGCGAGCUCUAGGAAACCCAUUAGAAAGCGGUAAAAUUAAGUCAUUUUGUCGCGCGAAAGGUCAUGGAUUUGUGACCCCUGAAAGGAGUGGCGAAGAUAUAUUUGUACACAUCUCUGACAUUGAAGGUGAGUAUGUUCCCCUGCCUGGCGAUGAAGUCAUUUACCGCCUGUGCCCCAUCCCACCCAAGUUCGAAAAGUAUCAAGCUGUUCAUGUGCGCAUAGUGCACCUGACUCCAGAGAAGCACCUCAAGUGGGAUGAACUACCGCCGCUGUAACCGCCUAAGAACAGAUUUGCCCAAUAUUUACACUUUCUUUUUGCAAUUAUCUCCCUUGCCAUAUCAGUCCACCAUGUUUUAAAUAUUUAUUUUUUGUAGAAGAACUUCUGUUCUGUCUUGUUUAGAUAAUAUUAUUUUUUGUUCAUACUCGGCAGCCCUCGUGAAUCUCGUAAAAAAAAUUGCUUUCAAUAUUUUGAAUACUGAAUAAAACAGAAACAUUUACACUAUACUGUAAAAUUGAAGUUAUUUGAGAUAGAGAUGAACAUAAUUUGCAAUAGCUGUUUAUACAAUAUGAAAUUUCUUAAUUAGAAAUUAAGGUUGAAUAUUGAACACUGUAAAUGUUAAUAAUAUUAUCAUAAUAAUAUUAUCUAAGGUGACAGGAGACUGGCCUAAUAAUCUUAGCUGAGACAUGAUCACAUAACACAACUAAACUCACAUUUUGUUCGAACAAAAUAAUGAAUUUAAGGUUUUAUUGCUAUAGUAUAUUGUACACAACAAAUUCAGUACUGAAAAAGUGAGAAGCCAAUAUUGUGGUGCUAAAUUUUUGAAGGUUUUACCAUCAUCUUAAGAUUUUGAUAUCAUUGUAGUCAGAGUGGGUAACGGCUUCUUGCAUGUACUAUUAGAUGUGUAGUUGGACCACUAUCAAUAUUAAAUUAACAUGUAUUUUACAUAUUAAUAAUACUUAUGUAAAAUUAUUUUAUGCAGGUGGUAAAUUUUGGACGUGUCACAAAAUAGUAGUGACUAGUUCUGUUUCUACUAAGACCAUUUUAGUGCUUUAGCAAGAAACAAUAAGCUGAUGACUUUUUGACACGUUUUAAGUUUCCACUCUGCAUAAGUUUUAAUUUCAUUGUUUAUCUACAACAUUCCUGUCUUUGAGACUUAUUCCUUUAUUAUGCAGUUAUAAAAAUAUAACAAAAAAUAUAUUAUUGAUGGUUAGUGAGUUGGCAACUUUGUGUUGUGGUCUAACUUGCACAAAAAUAUAAAGUUUUUAAUUAGUAAUUUAAUUAAGAUGAAUUAUUUGGCCUAAAUGGAGCUAUAUAUUAUAUAACCUGAAGUCAGUGUCUUAUGUUGCAUUGUUAAUUUAUUUAAAUGUAGACUGUAGCCACUAGAGAUGCGCAAAAUUUCACUGAGUUGAAAAGAUUGAUUCAUAUCUUUCGCUCGUGGUGAUGUAUAUCACUCAUUUCGCUCAGUGGAUCUGUAGAGUAGACUAUAUUGUUCAAGAGUGAGUAGAGGGAAAUGUCAAUCAAUCAGAUACACACAGCCAUAAGUGCGACCAAGAUGGCGAAUCAAGCGCACGCGAUACGAUCCCGCCAUGUUUUCCCGACACCCUCCGAAUUCUUCCGAACCGCUCCGAAACCUAUUCGCAUCGUCUCACUCGCACCUCGCUCGUUACGCUCGGCCGGCUCGUUCGAAUCAUGAGUGAGAAAGAGAGCGCGAGGAACACUAAUGUAGAUGAGCGACUGAACGAGUUAAAUCAUCAGUGAGUUGAAGAGUGAGCGAGUUGAAUCAAAACAUAUAGGUAGUUCAUUUAAUCACUCACUCGUGAACGACACAUGUCUAGUAGCCACAAGAGAAAGAAAUGUUACCAGACAUGACAUUGUAAUGAGUACAGUCAGCAUCAAAUAGGGACGGCCAAAGGUUUUUCUUUACAAAGUAUAUUUCAGUUUAUAAUUUAUAUUUAUAAUAUUAUAGUAGUGUGACUACUUAAAAACACAAAUCAAAAUAUAUAAUAAAAUAAUUGUAUUUGUUCUCUAGUUGUCUGUUUGUUUCUUUACUCUUGUGAUGUAGUAUAGCACAAAUCAAUUGUGCCAUUACUUGUGAUAGGAUAUCAUUCAAAGAUCUAAUGUUAUCACUACAUUAAGAUGUAUUUGCAAAUGUGUUUAAUUUUAUAGGUGUUGGUUCUUGUACUCUUAACGAAACGAUCAAUGAAUUUAAAAACGAUAAUAAAUGUAAUACCCGUUUUAUACCUCCUCCAUUCCAAAAAGCAUUUUACAGUACUUAUUCAAAUAUUUCAAGAUUGUGUAAAUGAAAAUUACGAACAAUAAAUGAAUAUUAUUAAUGUGUUUAUAACCUAUUUAAAGUUUUUACCUACGGGUGGGUUGCUAUAAGUAUCUGAUUCUAAUAUAAGUACGUUGAGAAUACGGUAAUCAACGUUUUUGUUGCAAUAACCCGCUCUUUUUGCAGUAUUUUAUUUGUAAUUCCCCUCUACUUUUGUAUGCCAUGCUUGAGUUAGCUAACCGUACUUAGUAUUGUAAUUAAUAAUUAUAGAUAUGACAGCGAAUAUAAUAUCUAUGUGUAAGCA